ACCCGGAAGUCAACGCGAAAGUAAAACGUAAACAUGGAGGAGCCGAGAGUCGCGGACAGUUCCAACUCUCUGCUCACCGAGGAGUGGUAUGUGGACUUUGUGGCAGAGGAGUUUGAUGUGAAGGCCUACACAGCUCAGGUCAUCCACCAGGCGGUCAUAAGUGAGCAGUUGGCCCGACUGGCUCAGGGCAUCAGCCAACUGGACAAGGAGCUGCACUGCCAGGUGGUGGCCCGACAUGAGGACCUGCUAGCUCAGGCCACAGGGAUCGAGUCUCUUGAAGGGGUCCUUCACAUGAUGCAGACCAGGAUCACUGCUCUGCAGGCUGCUGUAGACAGAAUAAGGAGCAAGAUUUUAGACCCAUACAACAAGAUAAUGACCCGGAUUACACAGCUCUCCAGACUCCAGAUGGCUUGUGAUUUGCUGCGUAGAAUCAUCCGUAUCCUGUACCUGAGUAAGAGGCUCCAGAACCAGCUCCAGGGGGGCAGCCGAGAGAUCAGCAAGGCUGCACAGAGCCUCAACGAGCUUGAUUACCUGUCCCAGGGCGUGGACUUGAGUGGCAUAGGGGUGAUUGAGAGCGAGCUGCUCCUUAUCAGUAGAGCUCGGCUGGAGGUGGAGAACCAGGCACACAGACUGCUGCAGCAGGGCAUUGAGAUUCAGAAUCCCACUCAGGUGGGCACAGCCCUGCAGGUGUUCCAUAACCUGGGCAGUCUGCGACAGACGGUGCUGGCUGUGGUGGAGGGGCACCAGAACAGUGUCAGGGACAAUAUCAGCUCUGCUCUGGAGAUCAGGGGCCUGACUCAGUCUCACACCAGAGGUGCUCCUGGUCGGGCCAUGCUCCCCAUGCCUGGGACCACGGCACAGUUCCGGGCCGCUUUAUGGACCAACCUGGAGAAGCUGAUGGACCAGAUAUGUGCGGCCUGCAGACAGGUACAGCAUCUCCAGAAGGUUCUGAUCAAAAAGAGGGACCCAGUCAGUCACGUCUGCUUCAUCGAUGAAAUCAUUAAGGAUGGGCAGCUGGACAUCCUGUGCAUCUUCUGGACUAAUGUGACGGACACGCUGAGCAAGGAGUUCCAUAGAGCUGCAGAAGCCUCGUCGUUUCUGAAGCAAGCGUUUGAAGGAGAAUACCCGAAACUGCUGAGGCUAGUCAAUGAUCUGUGGCGUCGCCUUCAGCAGUACAAUGGCAGCCUGCAGGGAGUGAUGCAGAGUGGCACAGAGCCUGGUCUGGACCUGAGCUCCACCGAGUCAGAGGGACAUGACCUCUUCACGUAUGCACAACAGGACUACAACCCAGAGAGAGCUCUGAAGGACUGCCUCCAGCAAUAUGAGGCGGCCUAUCUGUCCAAGUCUCUGUCGCGCCUCUUUGACCCCAUCAACCUGGUGUUUCCUCUGGGCGGCUACAACCCGCCCUCCACUGAGGAGCUCGACAGCAUUGUCCGCACCAUCAGCAGUGAGCUGAGUGUGGCCUCAGUUGACCCUCAGUUGUCCCUGUCUGUGGCCAAGAAUGCAGCCAAGACGGUCCAGCUCUUCUGUGUCAAGUCCGAGCAGCUGCUGCACACUGGGCCAGAUGCGACGCAGGUGAUCAGCCCACUCACUGAGGGCCAGAGGAGGAAUGUGGCAGUGGUCAACAGUCUGCAGCAGCUGCACCAGGCUCUCCUAAGGAUCCUCUCUGGUGUGAGCUCCUGUCCAGCUGUUGCUGUGGAGGCCCUCUCUUCAUCACUACAGAGUGUGCAGGUGCUGAUGGACAGUGCAAUGCAGCCUCUGCUUCAGUCUGUGAGCGAUUCCAUCCAGGCCAUCCUCCUCACCCUGCACCAGGAGGACUUUUCUGGAGGGCUGUACAGCACUGACAAGCCUGACGUGCCUUGCUCCCUGUACAUGAAGGAGCUGCAGAGCUUCAUUUCACGUGUGAUGGCUGAAUACUUCCAGCAUUUCCGUUGUGUCGACUUCAUCUAUGAGCGCACAGAAGGCAUUGCACAAGGUGCCAUCCAGAUGUUCAUCCGCCAUGCCAGCUUACUACGCCCUCUGGGGGAGGGUGGCAAGAUGAGGCUAGCAGCAGACUUUGCUCAGAUGGAGUUGGCCGUAGCUCCACUGUGCAGACGUGUCUCAGACCUUGGGAAGCCCUACAGAAUGCUCAGGUCCUUCAGGCCACUGCUGUUCCAGGCUUCAGAGCUGGUGGCAUCUAACCCGGCCGUGGGAGAGCUCAUCCCCUACAGCACAGUGCUGCACUUCCUUUUCUCCAGGGGGCCCCCAGAGCUGAAGGCCCCCCACCAGAGGGCAGACUGGUCCAUCGCACGAUAUGCAAAGUGGCUCGAUGACCACCCGUUGGAAAGAGAUCGCCUCACGCUUAUUCGGGCCAGUCUGGAGGCCUAUGUCCAGUUGGUGAGAGCCCGGCAGGGGAAAGAGUUUGCCCCCAUCUACCCCAUCAUGCUCCAGCUGCUGCAGCGGGCCAGCGCAACACCCGAUCCCAGAGCCUGACCAACCCACCUCUGAACACAAGAACUGGGUUCUUAAAGUGCAUUUGACAACAAAAAUUCAUACAUUUUUCUAAUUACUUGGUUUGGUGGGAUAGUACAUGCGCUAAAUAUUCAUCAUAGUUUUACAUGACUCAAGUGUCAGUUUGUCAGGAUAAGUAGAAAACUAAAAUUUGGAAAAUACAGGACAUAGUGGUGAGUUGUAAAACAGACUCACUCUGCAUUUUAAAUGGAGUUGAUGAGAGUCAAUUUACACACAAGGAAGGCAUUUUUCUGACUGUUUAAGCAUUCAAUAAAAUGUGCAAUUUUUU
This is a messenger RNA of Periophthalmus magnuspinnatus, 2779 nucleotides long. It is a transcript of the gene cog5, whose product is annotated as component of oligomeric golgi complex 5. The record is from RefSeq and is a predicted model, not a curated record. NCBI's taxonomy places the organism in Eukaryota, Metazoa, Chordata, Actinopteri, Gobiiformes, Gobiidae. Bases 34 to 2472 code for a protein of 812 amino acids. Gene Ontology annotation, cellular component: COG complex. The transcript has 22 exons. Gene Ontology annotation, biological process: intra-Golgi vesicle-mediated transport.